This is a messenger RNA of Juglans microcarpa x Juglans regia, 2120 nucleotides long. Its product is annotated as protein PTST homolog 2, chloroplastic. NCBI's taxonomy places the organism in Eukaryota, Viridiplantae, Streptophyta, Magnoliopsida, Fagales, Juglandaceae. The record is from RefSeq and is a predicted model, not a curated record. The transcript is spliced from 8 exons. The coding region runs from base 34 to 1842 and encodes 602 amino acids.
AAUCUGACACUGUUAAUAAAUAAUAAACACGCUAUGCACGCCAAUCUGAGCUAUUGGAUUGGAUUUAAAUGCGCGUUGCGCUUUCCAGUGGCAUUGUUCGUUGCUUGCCACCUCUCCUCUUCCUUUUCUGUCUCCUCAACCUCCUUUUGCCCUUCUAAUCCUAUCGCGCCUUUAGCCUUCCGGUGUUCGACGAAAUGCCUGAGCCAUGCUCUCCCUCACAACCUUUUCUACUCACCUCCUCGUCUCCUCCUGCUCGCUCCCAAAUUUGAGCUCUCAGUCUCACUCCACUCGCUCCAUUCUCCUUGUUGCUUCGAUAAGAAGAAGGAAACGAUUAGGGAGCAGUUUGUGCAUCUGAGUUCUGUUGCGCCGAAGAACGGUGGUUGUGGUGGGGGCGGUGAACCUGGUCGUUUUUCUGGCCUUGUGAGGAGGUGUCUGAAGUGGGAUAGCGAGGGGGAUUUUGCUUUGGAGGGGGAGAUUUUGGAGUUUAUGAAGGAGUCGAGGAAUCCGGAGGCGUUUCCGAGCAAGAAAGAACUGGUUGAAGCCGGGAGGAUGGACUUGGUGGAUGCUAUCGUGGAUAGAGGUGGUUGGCUCUCGCUGGGCUGGGAUUUGAACGAUGAGGAGAACGAGAAGGUCCAAGAUAAUGUUCCUACUGGGGUUUCUUAUUCUUCCUCAGCGGAUAAAGAAUGUGCUGGUGUUUUUAAUUCGGUGGUAAACGGAAUUCAGAGCUCUGGGAUGGUUCCUAGUUUUUCAGGAACUUCUUCUCCCCAGCCUCGUCGUCUGGUAGAUCACUCUGUAGAGGAUGAGUCUGGGAUUGAGGGUAUAUUGAAUCGAUUGGAGAAACAAAGAAAUAUAACUUUUGGGUUUGGAUUGAGAGAGCAAGGAAAUGAUGCUUACUUCCCAAGUAAUCAUUGUGAAGAUGAGUGGGAUCCUGGAACCUCAAUAGAUACGACAGUUGCUAGACUGGAAAGCAGCAGUGAAUUGACUUCUUUAAGUUCCAAUAUGCACAUUGAAAAUGAUUUGGGAGGCAAGCUGGAUCAGAACAGAUCUUUGUUAGAUGGUGAUGGUUUAGUAAACUCACUUAAGCCAGACAUGUGGAGAACUUGGAGCAUUCAGAGGGCAGGCUUUUCUGAUGCCAGUUUUGAAGCUGCUGAAAUUGCCUACAAUGAAACUAGGAUGGAAGGGCCAAUGGAUGGUUCAGGAGACAAGAUUCUUGAAAUAAGAGAUGUUACUGGUGAAUCUUUUAACACAGUGAAAGAAUUGGGCUCAUCUCCAAAAGAGAUUAAUCACAAUGAAAUACGAAGUCGACUUCAGCACCUGGAGUCAGAGCUUUCCUUUGUUCUUCUCUCAUUGAGGUCAAAUGCUGAUAAAGCUAUGUCACAGCAGGGUCAUGAAAGCUCCUCAAAGGAGUUGCGGAACCUUUCUGAUGCUUGGGAGUUCCAGGAAAAUGAGAUCAUGAAUGCUCAAGGCAGAUUACGGUCAAUACGUGCAAAGUUAGCAGUACUAGAGGGAAAGAUGGCACUGGCAAUAAUCGAUGCUCAAAAGAUGGUGGAGGAGAAACAGAAGAGAAUUGAUGAUAAUCGUAGGGCUUUACAACAUCUUCGUACUACAUGCAUAGUUUGGGUCAAUCCAGCCUCCGUGGUGCUCUUAGCAGGUUCAUUCGAUGGUUGGGCUACCCAGAGAAAGAUGGAACAGUCAAGUACGGGUUUCUUUUCUUUUCGCCUCAAGCUGUACCCGGGCAGAUACGAGAUCAAGUUUAUUGUCGACGGUGAAUGGAGGGUUGAUCCCCUACGCCCUAUCGUCAAAAACAAUGGAUACGAGAACAAUCUGCUUAUUGUCACAUAAAGACGCGAUCGUGAUACUAAUGAUGGGCCUUUUUUUUUUUUUUUUUGUUCUUUUGAUUCUUUCACCUCAGCGGAUUGGGCAUCUGCAACGCUCUUAGAUGCUUUUCCUUUUCCUUGUCUUUUCGAAUGGUAUAUUGUUUCUCCUUCUUGUCUGUUGAUGUAAAUACAUCUAUCUUACACAGAAUGAUCUUACUCGAGAGUUUUUUUUUUUUUUUUAGAAUUCAUAUAAUUUGUGAUACAAUGGAUCAUAUUCAGCGCAAUAUAUUGAAAGUUCAUAUU